Planococcus citri (citrus mealybug) is the source of this 1136-nucleotide messenger RNA. RefSeq names its product fibroblast growth factor receptor 1-like. NCBI's taxonomy places the organism in Eukaryota, Metazoa, Arthropoda, Insecta, Hemiptera, Pseudococcidae. The coding region runs from base 110 to 1036 and encodes 308 amino acids. Gene Ontology annotation, biological process: cell-cell adhesion. The record is from RefSeq and is a predicted model, not a curated record. The transcript has 7 exons.
UUAAUUUCCAUUCGACGGAGGUUUACUUUAAUUAUAAGAUAUCUAACAACACACGAUCUGCAGUCAUAGUGUUUUAUAAAGUAAUAUUUUUUCUAUAAAUUAUUUUAAAAUGAAUAAAACAGUGACUUUGUUUAUGUUAAGUGCGUUAUUAUGUAUUAUGAAUUUGGAUAGUGCGAGAGGAAGUGACGGUAGUGACGAUUAUGGUGAUUAUUCACAAACUGAUCCUACUGAUGAUAUAGUUGAUGAUGAUCCUGUUGCUGUAUGUAAACUCGGCGAGCUACGUUACGAUACCAAAUCAGAGUCAGCAAAUGAAACUCAAAAAUACGAGGAAGGUGAUGAGAUCGUAUUGAAAUGUCCUGUAUGCGGCACAGGAUUCCGUGUACCAAAGGUUAACUGGCUAAAAAAUAAUUUACCUCCCAGUAAAUGGAUCACAACCAAUGGUCAUGAAUUCAUAGACAGUGAAUACAAACUGAAAAUCAAGAAAUGUGAGCAAAAUGAUACCGGAAAUUACACUUGUACAGUAGAUGACUUGAAUGGCAAUGUUUUCUCCCACUUAUAUGAAGUUGAAGUAAAAAAGAGACUUCUACCAUCACAAUUCAUCACAGAAUUGCCAAGCAAUGCGACAGUGAAAAUAGGUGAUUCAUUCAGUUUUAAAUGCCCAGUUGCUGAUUCUUCUCUAACUGUCCAUUGGUACCACAACAUGAAUUCGUCACAUCAGGAAACACCUCUGAAUGCUUCAGAGGGAGUAAAACCCGAAGAACUAAAAUUCUCCAAUGUCACUUUUGACGAUGCGGGUAGGUAUGCAUGCCUCGUUGAAGAUGGUCGUGGUAAAUCCGCGAAAGCGAUUGUUUAUCUAAAUGUCACCGAUGCCUCCUGGUAUUCUGAGCAAUGGUUUUAUUGGAUGCUUGUAUCAAUAUUGGGUGUGGUUUUGGUAGUGAGUGCUGUAAUAUUUUCGUAUCAAAAAUCGAAGAACGCAAGAAAAUUCACCCCAGGAAACGAGAUGACUGAAACAACAACACAAUCUAGGCGUAAAUAAGAAACUUUUCGAAUAUGGGUAGGCAACUUCCGAAAUUGAAAAUGUGAUCGAUGAAUCUAUUAAUGAUGAUAAAAUAAAUGCGACAUUAAUUACAUUCUAA